GCUGGAUUUAUUAUCCCUGUGAUAUUUAGUAAAAUAUAAGCUCGGGAGGGGGGACUCCCAUGUAAAAAGAACGGGGGCACUCGUCGUAAAUUUUGAAAAAAAAAAAAACCCUAAAAGAUGUCACUCUGUUUUUGUGGGCCUGGCUCGGGUCCGCAUUUGCACUCCUAAGUGGUGCCAAUUCUUCCUGACAAAUCGUUCUAUAUAUCAGUGCCAUAUCUAUAUCUACAUCGAGCAGCCAAAGGAUAAAGCAAUAACUAAGAGUGGUAUUGUUUGUAGAUUUUAGAACUCUAAGCAUGUAGUAAGCUAAGUAUUGUUUCCCCUGAAAGAUGCGACGAUCACCCUCGACACUCCCACGUGGGAGUUUUCCCUCUCCACCAUGAUACCUGCAGUACAUUGCUUUGUCACGGAAAAAGUUCCCAACAAUUCACGGUACAAUAUCAGCUGGCAGAUAGAAUCUAACCAUGAAACUCGACUGGCCGCUAUUUGACUUUUUAUUUCUUAACGUGCAGUUCUUCGCCCUGCCAACAACAACUGUGAACUAACAACCCCUCGCGCGGGCCCUCGUGGCGGAAGUGACGACGUUUUUCUCUUCACAAGGGAAAACAAGUGCCGUCUAUGGCAAACCUUUCUCCAAUCAAAUUAAUUGCACAAGCACUCACGCAAUGACUCCGAACACUGUAACGCCUGGCCCGGAUAGGGCGUCUGCCUGUUGCACCCAGGGUUGUACUUGGUUGUACCAGAGGCAUAUCACCUAUGCUUCUGGUUGUACCUAUUCGUGAGAUGAGCCAAGAGACUGGGCAUCAAAGUCGAAAGCUCAGUGGGACUGGGAAUGAGACUCAAUUCAACAUGGCGGACGGAGAAGACGAAACAGUGCUUCCAGGUGACAGUAAGAAAAGAAACUACAGGAAAGACAAACCUUGGGAUCACGAGGGUAUUGAUCACUGGAAAAUUGAAUCAUUUACAAGUGAAGACAAUCCACAUGGCAUGCUGGAAGAGAGUUCAUUUGCAACUUUGUUUCCCAAAUACAGAGAAAAAUAUCUGCGAGAAUUCUGGCCUUUGGUGGAAAAGAAACUAAAAGAAUAUUCAUUGAAGUGCCAGUUAGAUGUUAUUGAGGGAAGCAUGACAGUUAGUACAACAAGGAAGACAUGGGAUCCUUACAUCAUCAUUAAAGCCAGAGACAUGAUCAAGCUUAUGGCCAGAAGUGUUCCCUUUGAGCAGGCUCAGCGUGUUCUGGAAGAUGAGGUUGCAUGUGACAUCAUUAAGAUAGGAUCGCUUGUCCGAAACAGAGAGAGAUUUGUUAAGAGAAGGCAAAGGCUUAUUGGUCCAAAUGGAGCAACAUUAAAGGCUCUAGAACUGCUCACACAAUGUUAUAUCAUGGUGCAAGGAAACACUGUAGCUACACUGGGCCCGUACAAAGGACUAAAACAGGUUCGUAAGGUGGUAGAAGACACGAUGAAGAAUAUUCAUCCUAUUUAUAACAUCAAGACACUAAUGAUAAAAAGAGAAUUAGCUAAGGAUCCAGAGCUAAAAAAUGAAUCUUGGGACAGAUUUCUGCCUAAGUUUACACAGAGAAAUGCAAAGAAGGUCAAGAAAUCCAAGUUUAAGAAAAAGGAAUAUACUCCAUUCCCUCCACCACAAACAGAAAGCAAGAUUGAUAAACAGUUAGCAAGUGGUGAAUACUUUCUUCAAGAGAAAGAAAGAAGAUUAAAGGCCCAACAGGAAAGAAAGGCUCGACAAGUGGCAGCAGAGGAAAAGAGGAAAGCUAAGCGGGAACAGGCGUUCAUUCCACCAGUGGAGGAAAAACCCAAAAAAGAAACUAAGAAGAAAGGUAAGAUGAUAUUCUGUAAGAUGACAUUAAUUAUUUUUCUUUUAUUGUCCCUAUAGUUAUGCAUACCACAUUAUUACAGUUACAUUUAUCAUAAGGUUCCAAAAGUCUUAACCCCUCUCAAUUACUGGGUUAAAUUUCAAUUUGCUGGGUUCUUUGCAAUACCGGUAAUUUUGGAAUACAACAGCAAAAUGGGAAUGUUGUUACACAAC
This is a messenger RNA of Orbicella faveolata, 2037 nucleotides long. Its product is annotated as KRR1 small subunit processome component homolog. The record is from RefSeq and is a predicted model, not a curated record. Gene Ontology annotation, molecular function: RNA binding. NCBI's taxonomy places the organism in Eukaryota, Metazoa, Cnidaria, Anthozoa, Scleractinia, Merulinidae. Gene Ontology annotation, cellular component: nucleolus; small-subunit processome.